Molecule: messenger RNA, 319 nt
Organism: Staurois parvus
Lineage: Eukaryota; Metazoa; Chordata; Amphibia; Anura; Ranidae
Source: the annotation of a GenBank genome assembly
CACUGAUUGGCAUUGAUAGGUGGCACUGACUGACACUGAAAGGCAGCUCAGAUGGGCACUGAUAUGUGGCAUUGAUGUGCACUGGUAUGCACUGAUAUGUGGCAUUGAUGUUGCACUGAUGGACACUGGCACAAGGCACUGAUCGGCACUGACAGCUGGCACUGAUGGACUUUGACAGGUGGCACUGCUGGGGCUACACUGAUCAUCAGGGCACACUGAUCAUCAGUGCCCUGAUGAUCACUGUCAGCGUGACAGCUCGAGAGGAGAGAAAUGCCGAUAACUGGCAUUUCCGUGUUUACAUGUGAUCAGCUGUGAUUGG